Electrophorus electricus (electric eel) is the source of this 2766-nucleotide messenger RNA. Its product is annotated as G-protein coupled receptor 55. Gene Ontology annotation, cellular component: plasma membrane. The record is from RefSeq and is a predicted model, not a curated record. NCBI's taxonomy places the organism in Eukaryota, Metazoa, Chordata, Actinopteri, Gymnotiformes, Gymnotidae. Gene Ontology annotation, molecular function: G protein-coupled receptor activity. Gene Ontology annotation, biological process: phospholipase C-activating G protein-coupled receptor signaling pathway; positive regulation of Rho protein signal transduction.
GAAGGCAGUGAGAGACACUUACAUCCCAGUGCAAUCAUUUUGACCCAAAGAUUACAGAUGCAUUGUUACCUGUUUAACAUACAAAAACUAGGAUUGCAUUCAAACAUCUCAGAGUACCUGGCGUGUGGCAGUUGACUGGAGCAGUUUUAAGGAACCUUCAGCACAAACAUGUAAACAAGACAUUAACAUGGUUUGCUCACUGAGCAGUUGAGUUGGUCCUACAGAAGCACGGCUGAGGAGAAACACAGUGACAGAGGCCAGACAGUAAUCUCUGCUCCCCAUGUCAUCAUGAAUAACAGCUGUUCGUUCACGGAGAUCGAAGCCAUCAUGAAGCCCUUGGAGCUGGUGAUUUACGUGCCUAUCUUUGUAUUUGGCUUGCUCCUGAACGUCAUGGCGCUCCUGGUCUUCUGCGUGGUGCUGAAGAAGUGGACCGAGUCCUCCAUCUACAUGACCAACCUGACCAUGAUGGACCUUCUUCUGCUGCUGCCGCUUCCCUUUAAGAUGCAUGCCGGGAGCAACAAAUGGUCCCUCAACAAGAAGGUCUUCUGCUCGUUCCUGGAGAGCCUGUACUUCAUGGGCAUGUACGGGAGCAUCUAUACCAUCAUGUGCAUCUCCAUCGACCGCUACAUCGCCAUAUGCCACCCGUUCCACGCCAAGCGAAUGCGCUCCAGGACCGCCGCCCGCGUGGUGUGUGCAGCCAUCUGGGUGUUCAUCGUGCUGGCUAUCUCCCCUGUCUACACCUUCCGCACAGAGGUCAAGGAAGACUUCCGCUGCUUUCAUGGCUUCUCCGAGAAGGGCUGGCAGCUGGCCAUCAUCGCCAGCCUGGAGGUGUUCGGCUUCCUGCUGCCUGCCCUGGUGCUGGUGGUCUGCUCGGUGCAGAGCGUGAAGGCGCUGCGCGACACGAAGGCGCGGAGCUCCCCUGAGCGACGGGCCGGUGUACGCAUCAUCUACAGCAGCAUGUGCGCGUUUCUGGUACCCUUUACUCCGAGUCAUGUGGCCAUCUUCCUGCAGUACCUGGUUCGUAGUAAGACCAUCACCCACUGUGCCAUGCAGCAGUACAUUUCCCUGUUCGUGCAGGUGGCUCUGUGCCUGUCCAAUGUGACCUGCUGCUUGGACGCUGUGUGCUACUACUUCGUGGCCAAGGAGGUGCGGUCAAGCAGCAGCGCCAUCAGAAUGUCCAUCAGAAGAGUGACAAGCGUGAGCACAUCAGAGGCGUAAGGAAGGCGGGUUUUGCUUGUGAGCUGAGUAACCACAGCAGACUGCUGCUGUCUCUUCUCACGCGAUGGGAGUGUGGAGGAACUCCUGAGAUGAGCUGUCAAAAGGCCACAGUUCUUAUCCACAGAAGUUGUUUCUUUUUAUCGCUGAUGUCUCGGCGUGAGCCACGUGUGAGACGCAGCGCCGGAGAGAUCUGCUCUUCUGCGCCUCUUCAGCCAGCCAGGAUUGUUGCAGCUAAGAGCCCAUCUCAGGUGAAGAGUGGAAGCUGAGGUUGGCACUGCCACUGGUGAGUGGCGGGGGCCUGGCAGGGUGCCGCCGGUUUCACUCUGUCUCAUGUGGUGUGUUACUCCUCACUCUGCCUUUCAUAGUUGUGCUCAACAGGGCUACAAGGGCACAGUGGCUUAAGUUGAGCUUCUUUGUCAUUAAUGUCUCCUAGCACUCCAAAAUGUUUAAUGUUUUUUUAUUUUUCUGUGUUUUUUUCCCAAAGAAUAAUAUUUUGGCAUUAAAAUAUAGCAUUAUACGGGUGGUGAUGAAAUAUGUUAAAUUCAGUAAAUAUUGCUGAACUGCAUGGUAGCUGAUGACAUGCACCUUACAUAAACUCCUUUGAACCAGUGUGCCAGAGAGUAACUGGAUUUAAUUUUGCAUUAGAAAUCAUUAUAUGCACAUAAUACAAAUAAAUAAAAUUAAUAAAUAAAAUAUAAGAACAGGGUUGCUGUCAAAGGGUUGAUAACUGAUUUGUUUAAAUUCUUAGCUGCACAGUGACAAUAUUUAUCAUGAUAGUGGGGUUUUGUGUGUGUGUGUGUGUGUGUGUGUGUGUGUGUGUGUGUGUGUGUACUUAAAAGAAAACUGUCCAAGUGGCCCCCCACACUUGUGUUUAGGGUGGGACUCCACACACCUGUGUUUCAUAGUGUAUAACUCUUUAAUAAUGUUUAAAGAUGCUAGUGAAUCCUUUACUGCAGAUUUGGAAAUUAAACCUGUUUUCUAACCAUAUAACAAAAUACCAUUGUGUAUGACUUCUUGGAAAACUCACACAAACACAUAUACAAAAGUUAUGUUUUAAUUUUGCUUUAUUUUAUCAUUGUUUAUUUAUAUGUUUUGCAGUAUUGUGCAUGCAAACAAACACUUAUUGUCCAGAUAAAUGUAGUUUAUAAUUUCCUAUAAUUUAUUCUUAUAUAAGACCUUUUCACAGUGCAAUGCAUUGUGGAUUGCAAGGUGGGUAUUGGACCAGAUAGAGUCUAUUCUAACUAGAAUGAAAGAAUAAUUGUAAAUACAAAGUAGAAUAUAUGAACGAAUAUUUUUGAGAUGUUCAUUAAAACAUUAUUCGUGUUAAAUAUUAAAGGAUGCUUAUCUGAUGCAAUCUGUUUGUUUUUUUUCUCACCUCUCCCUCUGGAGGCAAGCAGGCCAGGAAUGUAAGUGCCAGGUUACAUAAUAGAACUGUGACAGAGGCGCGGUGGGGCGGGCAGCUCACAGGAACACAUUUGCUUGGCUGACAGACGUGGGUGCGCUGGUGUGAAAACUGCGGUGGAUCUUAGUCAAGCAGUGCAAACAGAG